UGUCAAGUAAACUUAAACUUACUGCUAGCGUACUUAUUUUUUCUACAGUGGUAAAUUGCGAUCACAAAGGAAAAGUGUUCUAGUUCUUUCCCACUAACCAUGGACGAUACAGAUAAACCUGAUCCGAUUUUAAAACAGAUUCCAUUGAUAAAGAAUCCGUCAUAUCAACCACCAAAACCAAUAACCCUAAAUACUAAUUAUAACAAACUAAUACCUUCACUUUCCAAUACUGUGAUACCACCCAAGCUUAACGUUGGUGAAACUGAAAUAAAUGCGUGGCUAAAGGAGAUCUGUGCAAUUGAAUCAAGAUUAAACGAUAACAUAACCAACGAUAAGAAUGUACACCAAUUUCAAGAAUGGUCACAUCAACAAACUAUAAAGGUGGCCCCUGGCUUUGAAUACGCUACGGUGAUGCAACCUCAUAAAGUGGGAACUCCGACUCCUGCAAAGGAAGAGCAGCAGGAAACACCUAUUGAUGACAAUGUUAAUGAAUUAGAUAAAGUAUUCGGCAAAUCUUUGAAUAUAUAGAAUGUGUUAGUUUGCCCCUGGUGCAAACUUUCCUUUUACAUUACUUAAUUUCUUUAGUAAUUCUUGUUUCACUUCUUCAUUCAAUGCUUUUUCCAGAUCAAAUGCUGUUGGUUUGUUUUGCAAUCCUCUUUGGUGAAGUUCUAGCAAGGACGGUUGUGAUUGUGAGCUCGAAUUAGUAGUGGUUGUCUGGGAGACAGUUGUCUUUUUCUCUUCCCGUACAAGAAUGGGCCCGAUAAAGUCAUCCAAGUCAGAAUCUUCGUUAGUCGGGUCCACAACGUCACCUUCACUUCUCUUAUUCUUUUCUCUCUGUCUUUUCUCGCGUAGUUCUUUAGGUAUGGUUGGUCCAAACAUGUUGUUUCAGAAA
Messenger RNA from Spathaspora passalidarum NRRL Y-27907, 892 nucleotides. It is a transcript of the gene MVB12, whose product is annotated as Mvb12p. Bases 100 to 528 code for a protein of 142 amino acids. The record is from RefSeq and is a predicted model, not a curated record. The transcript has 2 exons. NCBI's taxonomy places the organism in Eukaryota, Fungi, Ascomycota, Pichiomycetes, Serinales, Debaryomycetaceae.